AUGGGAAGCCAAAAAGGCUCCGAAUCUUAUCAGGCAUUCCCUAUGAACGGAGGAGAUGGCCAGCAUAGUUAUGCUCAGAAUUCCACCAAUCAGCGUAGAGGAACAGAUAGUGCCAAAAACAUUAUCAAAGAGACAAUUCUUGAGAAGCUCAAUCUGGAAACACAUUUGCAGAAUUCCUCUCAUACUUUUCGCAUAGCAGAUUUGGGGUGUUCAGUUGGACCCAACACAUUUUUCACUGUUCAAAACAUUAUAGAACCUGUGAACCUUAAAUAUCAAUCCCAAGAAGAAUAUACUACAGAUUCGGUUGAAUUUCAAGUGUUUUUCAAUGAUCAUGUUGGUAAUGAUUUUAAUACACUUUUCAAGUCCCUUCCUGAGGACAAGCAGUAUUUUGCAGCAGCUAUGCCUGGUUCAUUUCAUGGCAGAUUGUUUCCAGAAUCAAGCAUUCAUGUGUUCAACUCAUCUUAUACUCUUCAUUGGCUGUCAAAAGUACCUAAAGAAAUAGUUGACAAGAACUCUCAUAUGUAUAAUAAAGGAAAAAUUUACUUUACAAGUGAGGACAAGGAAGUUGCAGAAGCAUAUUCUGCACAAUUUGAAAGAGACCUUGAGAGCUUCUUGAAUUCAAGAGUCUUGGAGCUUGUUCCUGGGGGCAUCAUGAUUCUUAUCAUUUGCUGUGUCCCACCAAAUGCCUUGAACGCAUUCCAAACUUCUAUAAAUAUCAUGGGCAAUGUUCUUGUGGAGAUGGCCAAUAAGGGAUUACUAAGCGAAGAAUUGGUGGAUUCAUUCAACAUACCUAUCUACGUUCCCACAUCAGAAGAGGCAAAGGAAUCGAUUAAGAAGAAUGGGAAUUUCAAAAUUGUGAAGUCAGAAUUCUUAUUUCGUCUGAUGAACAGUGAGUACCAAAGAGAUGCUCAUAGUUCAAGCAUGCAUUUUAGAGCUGCGUUGGAAGGAGUUUUCAAGGAACACUUUGAGCACGAGAUUGUGGAUGACAUGUUUGUACAGCUUGAGAAGAGAUUGGCGUCAGAAGCCAGCAUCCUUACAGACCCAAGAUACAAGGAGUUGGGAGAGUUACUUAUCAUCAAGCGCAACUAA
Molecule: messenger RNA, 1089 nt
Organism: Neltuma alba
Lineage: Eukaryota; Viridiplantae; Streptophyta; Magnoliopsida; Fabales; Fabaceae
Product: probable S-adenosylmethionine-dependent methyltransferase At5g38780
Exons: 3
Coding region: 1-1089 (362 amino acids)
Molecular function (GO): methyltransferase activity
Source: RefSeq, a predicted model, not a curated record